GGGUGCGCGCGCGCUCGCUCACCUUCUCUGGGUGUGUCCUCACAGAAGCCGCAGGUACACGCACUCACUGCUGCAUUUUUUCCUGUCUUUGCCGAGACUCGAACCGUCCAAGAUGGAUCUGCUCCUCUUUAACUUGCUCUUCCUCCUCUCUUCUGUCGGGAUCUGUCUCGGGCAGAGCCCACUGCCGUCCGGGCCGGUGGACGCAAUUUUGGGGAAAAAUAUCACCCUGGAAGUUCUGAUAAAGCUUAACGGGGCUGAUAAUAUUGCUUGGGGUUUCAGUGAUGGAUCAAAAUUGGUCCCUAUACUUGGCUAUUCAGCAGGAAGUGUGAGGGUGAUGGACUCGUACAAGGGAAGGGCCUUCCUUGAUACCACCAAUGGCUACUUGACCUUGACGGGACUGACAGCGAAGGAUAGUGGUGAUUACAGCAUCAACAUCAUUGGAACGCAAAUAGCCUCUGGGGAGAUCAAACUGCGGGUUUUGGUUCCGGUGUCCAACGUCGUGAUUACUCCUGAUGUGACUGAAACCAUGGAGGGAAGAACCGUGUCUCUGAACUGCUCUGCUAAAGGCUCCUUCCUGGAGUUCAUCUGGACCAACGGCUCCAUUCCCAUCACGGUGGACGGCAAUCGCAUCACGCAAAUAACGGCGGAGUUCUCCAACAAGCUGAUCAUCAGGGAUGUACUCAGAUCCGACUUUUCCAAUCCUAUCUUCUGCACGGCGAAAAAUGGGCUGCAGAGCGAGAAGAGCCGUCCCUUGACUCUCACUGUUUUCUACGGACCGGACGUUGUCACCAUAAACCCACCCAACCCUCCAGAAUUCAUCAAGUCCAAGGAUGACUUCAACCUGAGCUGCUCGGCCGCCUCCAAGCCGGACGCCACCUUUUCCUGGUUCUUCAACAACCAGCUGAUCAAGAACAGCGGCGCCGUCCUCACCCUGAAGACCAUCGAAGAAUUGGGCCUCGGGAAGACCGCUGGCGACUACAAAUGCAACGCCGUGAAUUCCAAGACCACAAAUACCAGGAAUUCUUCUGCCGUUAGAUUCUCUGUGAUUGAACCCCUUUCAGGAAUAAAACUCUCUGGUCCAACACAUACCCUGUUCGCGGGCAACACCACAGCUAACCUCAGUUGCCAGGCAUCCGCAGGCAAAGUGAUGAAAACCGUCUGGAUGAUAAAUAACGUCCCUCUUUCGCCGAGUCCCAGAGUGGUGUUCUCAGCUGACAAUAGCUUAGUGACUAUCAACCCAGUCCAGAAAGAGGACAAUGUAAAUUUCAUGUGCAAGUUGGAGAACCCCGUUAGCCAGGAACAAGCAGAAUACAAGAUGGAGGUCAUCUAUGGUCCUGAAGAAGCAUCGAUUUCAGGAGUGAAGGAAGUGGAUCUAAAAAGCUCUGUGAUUCUUAAGUGUUCUGCCGCAUCAAUCCCACCAUCCCGUUUUACCUGGAAGCUCAACGGCUCAGAGAUCUCUGAGAAAACAAACGAGGUCGUCAUCGAGAAGCCCAAGUUCGAAAACUCUGGAACGUACACGUGUGAAGCAAGAAAUCCCUCGACUGGCAAGACCGUCACCUUUUUACAUACUCUUACCGUCAAAGAGGAGAUAGAUGAUGGUCUCUCGGAUGGAGCUAUCGCAGGAAUCGUCAUCGGCUGCCUUUUAGCCUUAGGUCUCGCCCUUGGCCUAUUUUUUUACUGCCGAGCGAAAGUACCCAAAGAGGGGUACACUGUAGGAAAGCGAGGAUCACAGGAGCCAAUUGAGUCACCGUACUGAUAUCCCCGCAUACUGCUGGCCAAAACAUCCCACCAACUUGUUUCCUCAUGAUCCACUCGAGCUUGAAGGAGUGGAUCCUGUUGGGUUCUUCGAAAGUCUUCAACCGAUCAACAUCCCCAACUCUUUUUGGAGUGUAAAUUUGACAAAACAUGGAUUCCUCAAGAUUUGGAUUUUAAAAUUCUAAUUUGGACUGUAUUUAUUUUUUUUUUAACACCCUUCAAGAAAACCGGAAACCACUGGACGAUCUUUUCUUGUUUUUAUUUGGCUCCAUAUGUUGCUAACAAUCAUUGUUUUUUAGAUACCAUGAAAAUGUUUCCUGGAGAAAUGCUGAUGGACUGAUGUUUUACAAUGCGUGACUCUUUUUUUUUUUUUUUGUGCCAGGUGGGUGGAGCUUCAUGAUAGAGAACACUUGAAAUGCAGUGGAGGGUUUUGUUGUUCUUCAGCUGUUUUGACAGAACUUUUCAUUGUGAACACCUAAGUUUAUCCAGUGAUUCCUGCUGUGUGAGACACUGUUUGCCGUCUGCUGAAACUGCUUUCUAAGAAUCAAGUUAAUAUAUUUUAAUACUAAAUUGACAAAAAAGUUUUACAGUUUUUCCUACUUGUUUUUUUUCAGCUUUUCUUUCUACUUUAGGAUUUUAUUUUUCCUCAAUAUUGACUACAUUUUUUUUAAAUAAAAUAAUUUCCAAUUGUUUUUUUUGUUUUUUUUUUACAAAGUUGAACCUAACACAAAAAGAACAAGGGGCUAAAGAAACUUUAAAUGCAUGUAUGUGUUGAAAAAAAUAAAAACAACAAAAAAAGUGAAAUUUUGAUAGUUUUACAAGUUGAAAUGUAAUAGAGUGAGAUAACAAUAUAUAAAAAAAGAAAACAAAUUUUAAUGAUUAAAUGUGACGUUAAGAAACUUAACAUUUAAGAAUUAAAUGACAUCAAAUUAUAUUUAAUUAAACAGUAUUUCAAAAAUUGAGCAAAAAUGAAACAUAUAGGUCAAACAAAACCCAUUUUUGUCCAUUAAAGUAUCCAUACUGACUUAAAUUGUUAAAACAUUGAUCCAAAUUGUACACUAUGUCAUUGUUACCCAACAUAUUCAAUUAAAAAUACUUCAACACGUAUUUGGCUUUAAUUUUCCAGCAUUUCUAAAUUUAUAAAUACACUGAUGAGCUCAAACACUCUUUAAUUAUUUUUACCUAUAACGUUUUAAAAUCAUACCAGUCCUUUAAAUUUAAGGAUGUAUUUGUUUUAUGUGUGCAGGCUGCAAAGUCUUCCAGUAAAAGUGCUACUUUUCAAAGGCACCUAACUUUAUAAAACAAAUAUAAUCACAUAUUUACAGCCUGAAAUUUGAAGUAAUCAAGAUGCUGGUCUCUAAGUAUAUCCCACACAGACUGCAAACUAGUUAUUAUAUAAUUGGAAGUAUUUAUGAAGCUGGUUUACUGCAUGCACUAACAGUAUACAAUAAAAAAAAAAAAACUUUGCAAAAACCCUUUGACUGUAUUCGGGUCUUUCUGAAGCCUGCUGUCCUUGUCUUGUUGUCAUGGCGAUCAUGAGAGGUGUGACAGGAUGAGACGCUAAAGCUGGCGUAUACAAGCCCCAGCACGACAGCAGGGAUUUUCAAGAGAAGAUGAAAUGAGCGGGAAGGUGUUUCAUGGCAACCACAUAGUUUGAGGUUUGCAGGGGUAAAUAUUGAUGAGCUUCGGGCAUCUUCUUUUUUUUAUUAUUUUCAGAAACUUUUCUUUUUCUAAGCAAAAUGAUCACUUUGAAGGGUUAACUACACACCUUGUGCUUGUUUAAAAUGCACAUGAAAAUCUUUUUGUUCAGUUGUGGUUUAUAACUUGCGUUCAGGUGCUUUCCCAUCAGACCUUUUAACUCUUUCACUGCGAGGUUUGUUAUCUCUGUUUGUGUAGAAGGUGGUCAUGUAUAUGUGAGACUUUAACAUGCACUGAUCUCCAACAAGAAAAGUAUUUAUUUUGUUUUUGCUAAAAAAAAUCUUCGCUUUCAUCCGAUGGUGUUGUGGGUUUUAUCAGAGAUUUAACUGGAUCCUAACAAGUUUUUUUUAAAAAUCCCUGACAUCUAUAGUUUGGAAUAGUACAUGGCAAAGAAUGUAUUACUGACAACGCGUAAAUAUGAUGUCUUGUUGUGCGAAACGAGAUGUGGUUUGGUGUUUUAAGACAGUGACUGGGCCUUAACUGAAACUGGCCUAAUUGUAAAUAUUGGAGCUAACGUACUGCAAUGUAAACGACAUUUGUGAACUUUUCUUUGAUGAUUUUUGGGGGUCUUUAAUUUUUUUUUUUUUUUUGUUCAUGUUUAUGUUUACAUUAACUGUUUGUGCCUUAAUAAAAUCUCUGUUCAAAGCCUGAAAGUAAAUGUAAAAUGAAAUGUUUAUCAGGUCAAAAUGAUCUCUUUUGUUGUCAAAGCUAUAAAACAUGGAAAUAUUUUGAUAA
Messenger RNA from Oryzias melastigma (Indian medaka), 4188 nucleotides. Its product is annotated as carcinoembryonic antigen-related cell adhesion molecule 5. NCBI's taxonomy places the organism in Eukaryota, Metazoa, Chordata, Actinopteri, Beloniformes, Adrianichthyidae. The record is from RefSeq and is a predicted model, not a curated record.